Molecule: messenger RNA, 1426 nt
Organism: Salvia miltiorrhiza (redroot sage)
Lineage: Eukaryota; Viridiplantae; Streptophyta; Magnoliopsida; Lamiales; Lamiaceae
Product: ankyrin repeat-containing protein At5g02620-like
Exons: 2
Coding region: 55-1299 (414 amino acids)
Cellular component (GO): plasma membrane
Molecular function (GO): protein phosphatase 1 binding; protein phosphatase regulator activity
Source: RefSeq, a predicted model, not a curated record
AAGUAGAGAAAGAAAGAAAGAAAGCCAUCAAUAUAUGUAGGUAGUUAGGGAAGAAUGGUGAAAGAAGCAGCAGAAAAGAAACUCUACGAUGCUGCAUCAAAAGGGGAUUUAGAAACACUUAAACAACUGCUUCAACAAGAUCCAUAUCUUGCUCAUGAAGCCCCAUUUGCCUUUUCAAGAAAUCUAUUACACAUAGGAAUCACGCAUGGACAAGUAAGCAUUGUGGAAGAGGUGUUGAAGAUGAAUCCGCGGCUAGCUCGGAUCCUAGACUCCCAAAAACUGUCGCCUCUUCACAUCGCAGUAGAAGAAGGGAAGCUCGAGAUUGCCAAGAGAUUGUUAUCAGUAGCCCCAGAGACGUGCUGGUGGCGAGACGGCCAUGAUAUGAACCCGGUUCAUGUUGCGGCCAUGGAUGGGAAUGUCGAGAUCUUGGAGGAGCUGCUUCGACUCGAUUUGUAUCCAGCUAUGGAGAGAGUGCGUCGCGGGCAAACUGUGCUGCAUCUGUGUGUGAAGCAUCGUCAGCUUAGAGCAUUGAAUGUUUUGGUGGAGAAGUUGGGUGAGCUUGUUUGUGCAAAGGAUGAUGAUGGCGAGACAAUACUGCAUUUGGCUGUGAGGUGCAAUCAACUUGAGAUGAUAAGAUACUUGGUGCAAAGAACUAAACUAGACAAGGAGAUGACGAAUUCGACGGGGAAAACAGCGUUGGAUAUCUUGAAGGAGAGCCCUCGAGACCCAAUCACCUAUCCGGAAAUCAGAAAGAUCUUGAAUAGUUUAUCAGAUCGUUCAAAGUUGCUGGGAAUCCUCCCCAAGAUGACCGACAUCACAAUGGUGGUGGUCGUCCUCAUCGCCACCAUGGCGUUCCAAUCCAUCCUCCAACCCCCCGGCGGCGUGUGGCAGGACGACACGCCAUCGCACAAGGCCGGCGAAGCUGUGAUGGCAUACACACAUCCCAAAAUGUAUAAGCACUUCGUUAAUGCCAACACCACGGCGUUCGUUUCAUCUCUCAUCACAAUCAUGCUCAUCACCACCGGGCUGCCGCUGGAGCACUUCUUUUUCCUGGCGGUGGCCACGACGGCGAUGUGGCUGUCGCUGACGUCGCUCGCGGUGGGCUAUGGGGCUUCAGUGAUCAUGACCACUCCUAAUGAAGAGCAAACGCUAGGAUAUAUUGUGCCGGCGGUGGUGUGUGUGUUCCUCAGCUUCAUUUUGUUGCUAAUUCUCUACCACUCUAUCAACGGCUUGCAAUCCUCGUGGAAGAGAAAAUCUCGUUAUGAGUACAAACGUAUGCAACAUCUUAUUGCAGUGUAGAUGCAGAUGUACUAGUAAACCCACUCGUGCGAUAGACGGGUGGAGUCAGAUUUUGGAUUUAGGGGGUCCAAUUUUUUUAAUAAAAAUAAUAAUUAAAUAAACAAUAAACAAUUAAAUUAAAAAUAAA